This is a messenger RNA of Hyaloscypha bicolor E, 695 nucleotides long. RefSeq lists its product as uncharacterized. The transcript is spliced from 4 exons. Bases 1 to 651 code for a protein of 216 amino acids. The record is from RefSeq and is a predicted model, not a curated record. Gene Ontology annotation, biological process: mycotoxin biosynthetic process. Lineage: Eukaryota; Fungi; Ascomycota; Leotiomycetes; Helotiales; Hyaloscyphaceae.
AUGGCGUCCAAAGAGAUUGCAUACCAGCCUCUAGAGAGGUCCUCUGAUGAUAUCCGCGAUGAGGUUCUGCUUCAACAUUAUGCCACAAGCACUGGAAAGCAGCGCUGGGAAAGAAUUGUUUGGACAUUGUGUAUUCUUGCCAUCGUGAUCAGCAAUGGAGUCUGGUUCGGUGUUUACAAACACCAAAAGAACGUUCCUGAAUAUCACGUACUCUCCCCCUAUGAAUACGCAACGCCAUACGUUGACGGUAAUCUUACGGAGAUGAAUCAGCUUUGGACAGACCUUUUCCCGCGAGGUGGCGGAGCGGUCAAAGUAGAUCCCCAAUGGGCCAUUGACAGUAACCUUCAACAAACACAAGGGUAUGCCGCAGACGGGAAGGCUAUAUAUGUUGUUGCAAUGUACCAUCAGCUUCACUGUGUUACCGUUAUCCGCACCAGCCUUUACCAACAAUACAACGGACGCAAGCAGAUCGAUAAUUGGGGUCAUAUCACCCAUUGCAUUGAUACUUUACGACAAGGGAUACAAUGCUUAGCCGACCCAACUCUUGGUGGCGUUGGUGCGAACCAUGAGUGUCGAGACUUCGAAGCACUCAAGAGAUGGACGAAGGAAAAUGCGUACACGGACAAUCUGGACCUUUUGAACAUCGAGUAAUGCUGAUCGCAUCUCAUGACCCUUGGACUUAGACUGGAGUCCCU